UACAAAAAUAUUGGACGCCAUGUGUCGAAAAAGACGUGAUUUCCCCUCAAAUCACCUUUCUUUCUACAAUGUCCACUAAUUUCCUACAGAUAAGCGAUGUAGGCCUUGAAUUUGAAAGCAGAAACAAGUUUGGCGCACAAAGUAGCGUGCGUCAUGACGUUAGCGCAGGACUCGACUCGGAGUCGCUGGGAGGGGGAGCGUUCAGUGUGAAGCAGAACAGAAAACCUCGGAGUGAGGGGAGAUACAGCAGUAUCGGCGAUGGACUAGAGUCACGGAUCAGUAUUGAAGCAAAAGGAAAAAUUGACAGACUUCUGGGAGAAAUAAAGAAUUUGUCGGACGUGGAGAAGUUUGUGUUGUACCUGAAGCUUCCGACCGGAGAUACGUCUUCUGAGGACCUGAGGAG
This is a messenger RNA of Saccostrea cuccullata (small rock oyster), 403 nucleotides long. RefSeq lists its product as uncharacterized. The record is from RefSeq and is a predicted model, not a curated record. The annotation marks the transcript as partial. The transcript is spliced from 3 exons. NCBI's taxonomy places the organism in Eukaryota, Metazoa, Mollusca, Bivalvia, Ostreida, Ostreidae.